UGCAAGUGUUUUCAUCUCACAAUAUUUUGUGACAUUUUACAUUGAAUUAAGCAAUUUACAUUAAAAUUUAAACUGUACAAAUAAAGGAGUGAAAUACAGAACUAACCGGUCGAAAGAAGAAAAUAAACACUAGUCUCUUUGCUGUUACACGCAUGUGCAUGUUCGUAGAGAAAUGAUCUGCUCUUUACAUAUUGGCCUCAAUCGCUUUUUGUUACUCACAGUUGGUCUAUGGCCUUAUCAACAAUCUAAACUCGUUCAAUUCCAAUUAAUUCUGUUUUUUAGUAUUUUAACGACGUUUAUCUCAUUUCAGUUUACAACAUUUAUGACUUCACAGUGUACUCCGGAUCUUGUUAUUAAUGUUCUCUCUUCUAUAUUAUUUUUCUUUACUUUUAUGAUUAAAUAUAGCUGUUUCAGUAUUAACACUGAAGUCAUAAAGUAUUUGUUGGAGCAACUGCAGCACAUCUGUAACGAACUAACUGACGAGAACGAAAUUAAUAUCAUAAAACAAUAUGCUAGUAAUGCAAAACGUUAUACGGCUACAUUUAUGUUGUUAGCUAUAGUGAUCGCAUCUUUAUUAUUAUUAUAUCCAAUUUGGCCAUGCAUUUUCGACAUCUUACUGCCUAUAAAUGAAACUCGACCACGUCCUUCGCCGCUAUUUGCGACAGAGUACUUUGUCGACCAAGAAAGGUAUUUCUAUUUGAUUAUAUUGCACGCAAACGCGGCCUUUGUUAUCGGAGGUGUCGCAAUGUUAGCGACAGCAACAAUUAUCAUAUUUUACCUACAGCAUGCGUGUGGAAUGUUUCGAAUUGCCAGAAGAAUCACUUGCAGUUAUCGUUUUAAAAGAGCAAUAACAACUGAAACUCUGCAAAAAAACAGUUUAAAACACAAAAAUUUGAUUUAUAAGGAAUUAAUUUAUGCCGUGGAUAUGCAUCGCAAAGCUAUGAAAUUCUCCGACUCUACAAUAUCUAAAUUUAAAGUAAUGUUCUUCCUUUUGAUAGUAGCCGGCGUGAUCUGCGCAAGUAUGAAUUUUUUUCGGAUGUUUCAUGUGAUGUACUUUGAAUAUAAUACUUCGGAAUUUUUCCUACGUCUAAUAUACAUCGUCGUCCACAUGUCUUAUUUGUUCGCAGGCAACUACCUUGCGCAAGAAGUCAUAGAUCACAAUAACGAUAUAUUUGUCACUGUGUACAACGUUCAAUGGUACGUAGCUCCAUUACAAGUGCAGAAAAUGAUACUGUUUCUCUUGCAAAGGGGUACCAAGGUAUUCAAUUUGAAUAUUGCUGGAUUGUUUGUGGGAUCGUUAGAAGGUGCUGCUACGGUAAGAAAAAUGUCAUUCAAAAUAUGCGUUGAAUAUGAAAUAUUUUUUAAACGGAGAAAAAUAGAAAAUUCAUGUUUUAUUAUAGUUAUUCAGUUCCAUAAUAUCGUAUUUCACUAUUCUUUAUUCCACACGGAAUUGACGUAAACAAAUCGGCUUAUAAAUGUAGCGAAAUACUGAUAGUAAAGAAAUAAGAUACCGUAAUCUAAAAACAAACUAAAACUUCUAAAUCUGUAAGAAAAUACAAAAAUGUUUAAAACAAUAUUUAUAGUAAGUUAUCGAUAAUAAAUUAAUAACUGAUUAAAUACAUAAGGUAAAACAAUUAAAAGUUUCUUUAUAGUCUAAAUGAUCAAAUGUAACUUACGAGUGUAUCACGUAAUAAAUAAGAUGUGUUAUUGUGUUAAUGAAAA
This is a messenger RNA of Solenopsis invicta (red fire ant), 1722 nucleotides long. RefSeq lists its product as uncharacterized. Gene Ontology annotation, molecular function: olfactory receptor activity; odorant binding. The record is from RefSeq and is a predicted model, not a curated record. Bases 173 to 1459 code for a protein of 428 amino acids. Gene Ontology annotation, biological process: detection of chemical stimulus involved in sensory perception of smell; sensory perception of smell. NCBI's taxonomy places the organism in Eukaryota, Metazoa, Arthropoda, Insecta, Hymenoptera, Formicidae. Gene Ontology annotation, cellular component: plasma membrane. The transcript is spliced from 8 exons.